CUUAUCGCCGCCUCGCCUGUUCACAUGAAUCCACAUCCACCGGUCUCGCAGACUUGGAAAGUUGGAGGCCAAAAACAACUCUUACACUACGAGCAGCGACAGCUUACAACCAUGGUAGAUACGCUAGGAAAUCAUACAGUGUACGGGAAAUGGACCCAACAAAGAAAUCCCCGUCUCUGCUUUGAGCCUUUGACAACGAUGCGUUAGCAACUAACCAGGCAAGCCAUUCGUAGUUCAGUCCAGCGUGAGAUCUUCCGUUCUUGCAGUUUCUCAGAGCUCUUACAGGUUAUGGAGGUUGCAUGCUUUCUUCUACCUGUCGUCCUUGUCCUCUACUGGUUGAAUCCUGCUGCGGCCGUCGGCGGCGGCGGCGGCGGCGACGGCCAGGACCAGUUCGUCUUCUCGGGCUUCGCGGGCAGCAACCUCACCCUCGACGGCACGGCGACCGUCACUGCAUCCGGCCUCCUCGAGCUCACCAACGGCUCGAGCCAGCUCAAGGGCCACGCCUUCUUCCCGGUCCCUCUUCACUUCCGCGCGUCUCCGGGCGGCACCGUGCGGUCCUUCUCGGCCUCAUUCGUGUUCGCCAUCCUCUCGACCUACCCGUCCCUCAGCUGCCACGGCAUCGCCUUCGCCGUGACGCCCAGCACGGACCUCACCUCCGCGCUGGCCGCGCAGUACAUGGGCCUCGCCAACAUCGACGACAACGGCAACGCGACAAACCACUUCUUCGCCGCCGAAAUCGAUACCAUGCAGAACGUCGAGUUCCAGGACAUCAACAACAACCACGUCGGCGUCGACAUCAAUGGCCUCCGCUCCAUGGAGGCGCACGAAGCAGGGUACUACGACGACCGCAACGGGAGCUUCCAUGGCAUGAACCUGAUCAGUGGCGAGAUGAUGCAGGCGUGGGUGGAGUAUGAUUCGGACGUCGCACGGAUCAACGUCACCAUCGCUCCCAUUGGCAUGUCCAAACCAGUAAGGCCACUCGUCUCUGCCGCAUACAACCUCUCGGAUGUGCUAGUGGAGCCGUCAUAUGCCGGCUUCUCGUCCGCGACCGGCCCCAUCAACUCCCGGCACUACAUUCUUGGUUGGAGCUUCGCCAUGAACGGACCUGCGCCGGCGAUCGAUAUCGCCAAGCUGCCAAAGCUACCUCGCCUCGGCCCGAAGCCUCGGUCGAAGGUCUUGGAAAUCCUGCUGCCAAUUGCCACCGCAGCAUUCAUUAUCACUCUAGGCAUUCUUGCUGUUGCACUUGUGAGAAGGAGAAUGAGGUAUGCCGAGCUACGGGAAGAUUGGGAGGAUGAAUUUGGACCGCAUCGAUUCUCGUACAAGGAUCUGUUCCAUGCAACCGACGGAUUCAAGGACAAUCAUCUUCUCGGGGAAGGAGGGUUCGGCAGGGUGUAUAAAGGAGUGCUUUCCACAUCUAAAUCAGAGGUCGCUGUGAAGAAGGUGUCCCACGAGUCGAGGCAGGGGAUGAAGGAGUUCGUCGCCGAGGUUGUUAGUAUUGGCCGCAUCCGACACCGCAACCUCGUGCAGCUACUCGGCUACUGCCGGAGAAAAGGUGAACUCCUUUUGGUAUACGACUACAUGCCAAAUGGCAGCCUCGAUAAAUAUUUGUCUUGUAAAGGGGAAACGCCAAUGUUGGAUUGGGCUCAGAGGUUUCGGAUCGUCAAAGGUGUUGCCUCCGGUUUGCUGUACCUUCAUGAGAAGUGGGAUAAAGUUGUGAUUCACCGGGAUAUCAAAGCAAGCAACGUACUCCUUGACAAAGAAAUGAAUGGACGGCUCGGUGACUUCGGCCUUGCAAGAUUACAUGACCAUGGCACCGAUCCUCAGACCACACAUAUGGUUGGCACCAUGGGUUACCUCGCUCCGGAACUGGUGCGCACAGGCAAGGCAUCACCUCUCACAGAUGUUUUCGCUUUUGGCACAUUCCUCCUUGAGGUCGCAUGUGGGCAAAGGCCUAUCAUGGAAGAUCCACAAGGCGAUCAACUUUUGUUGGUCGAUUGGGUACUCGAGCACUGGCACAAUGGGACGCUCCUUGAGACGGUGGAUACUAGGCUGCAGGGCAACUAUAACACCGAUGAGGCAUGCCUGGUGCUAAGACUUGGACUGCUGUGCUCGCACCCUUCUGCAAAUGCAAGGCCAAGCAUGCAACAGGUAAUGGACUACCUUGAUGGAGACGCACCAGUUCCGGAGCUGGCAUCGACACACUUGAGUUUCAAUAUGCUUGCCCUAUUGCAAAACAAAGGGUUAGACCCGUAUGUUGCGGCAUAUCCUCCAUCAUCAAAGAUGAGCUUCGGAACUGUAUCUGACAUAUCAGGAGGAAGAUGAUACUCUGAAUCUCUCUUAUUUGCAUGGUGCUUUAUGCUACCAUGUAUGUUUGCUUGGCACAAUUUUGCCAUCUCUUAUAGCCAUAUGGAUUGGGUCCUACCAAAAAUAUAUAGCAAGCAGGUGUAGUAGAAUCAGGAACAUGUGGUAAGUGAUAGAUAUGCUGAAAAUCCUUUUUCCACAUGGGCUGUUCUGUCACAAGAUGCCGGUGAGAAGAAGCAAGCUAGGAAGCUUAGAGAACAAUUGAUCCGGCUGCUGAGGGCAGAGUAAACCCUUUGAUACUGAUAGACUGCCCAAAGUACACAGCACCUUCUAACUUUUGCAGUAAUCCGAUGAAGUGUGCUGAAGAAAUACACUUGUGAAUUGAGUACCAGAGAUACUUUUCUUUUGGGAUAUUUGGUGAAGUGUACAUUCUUCUGAAGAAAUAUCAUCUCUCGUUUUAGCC
Phragmites australis (common reed) is the source of this 2764-nucleotide messenger RNA. RefSeq names its product L-type lectin-domain containing receptor kinase SIT2-like. Gene Ontology annotation, biological process: protein phosphorylation. Bases 289 to 2322 code for a protein of 677 amino acids. Gene Ontology annotation, cellular component: plasma membrane. Gene Ontology annotation, molecular function: ATP binding; protein kinase activity; carbohydrate binding. NCBI's taxonomy places the organism in Eukaryota, Viridiplantae, Streptophyta, Magnoliopsida, Poales, Poaceae. The record is from RefSeq and is a predicted model, not a curated record. The transcript has a single exon.